This is a messenger RNA of Medicago truncatula (barrel medic), 1681 nucleotides long. Its product is annotated as agamous-like MADS-box protein AGL11. NCBI's taxonomy places the organism in Eukaryota, Viridiplantae, Streptophyta, Magnoliopsida, Fabales, Fabaceae. The coding region runs from base 720 to 1400 and encodes 226 amino acids. The transcript has 9 exons. The record is from RefSeq and is a predicted model, not a curated record. Gene Ontology annotation, biological process: positive regulation of transcription by RNA polymerase II. Gene Ontology annotation, molecular function: RNA polymerase II transcription regulatory region sequence-specific DNA binding; DNA-binding transcription factor activity; protein dimerization activity. Gene Ontology annotation, cellular component: nucleus.
UUCUUCCUAUAACAAAUUAAACAACCCACCACAAACUUAUUUAUCACACACUCAUCAUCUUUUUUUUCUUCCAUGCUUGCUCCAACUUUCUUUCUCCAUUUUCUCAUCAACACUUGUCUUGUCUUUGAAAAUUUAUUUUAUGGAUUUUAAUAUCUUUUUUAUGACCUAAUUAUUAAUAUCUUUGGUUUCUUCCCUAUGAGUCCGAUGGUUUUUUCUUUCAUGAGAUGACUUCUGAAAGAAAAGUGAAUUUAUAAAUUGAAAAAAAUAGGGUUUAAUUGUGUAUUUUAUUGGAGCUUGGUACACCUUAUACUAGGGUUUAAUUUUAUUAUAAAAUUAUUGUUUCUUAUAAAAAAUUACUAUUUGUGCCUUGAUCUAAUUAAUUAAAUCAAAAGGGUCUUUCAUCUAGUUAAUUUUUUAUAAAUUUAAUUAAUUUCUUUUGAGUUCAUCAAGUUUUGUUUGAGAAGAUGAGGAUUUCUGGUCCUAAAGAGAAAAGAGAUGAAUUUUGUUGUUUAAAUUAAAUCAAAAGGGUCUUUCAUAUAAUUAUUAUCUUUUUAUAAAUUUAAUAAAUUUCUUUUGAGUUCAUCAAGUUUUGCUUGAGAAGAUGAGGGUUUCUAGUCUAAAGAGAAAAGAGAUGAAUUUUAUUGUUUAAUUUUCUUCAAAAAAACACACAGAAACAUACAAACAAAAAGAUCAAGUAUAGAGUUGAUCAGAAACAUAAGAUGGGGAGGGGAAAGAUUGAGAUAAAAAGGAUUGAGAAUACAACAAAUAGGCAAGUGACUUUUUGCAAGAGAAGGAAUGGACUUCUGAAGAAAGCUUAUGAACUAUCAGUUUUGUGUGAUGCUGAAGUUGCUCUCAUUGUCUUCUCCAGCCGUGGCAGACUUUAUGAAUAUUCAAACAACAACAUAAGGUCAACAAUUGAUAGGUACAAAAAAGCUUGUUCAGAUCAUUCAAGUACCACCACUACCACUGAAAUUAACGCUCAGUAUUAUCAGCAAGAAUCUGCAAAGCUGAGACAACAAAUACAGAUGCUGCAAAAUUCUAACAGGCACUUGAUGGGUGAUGCAUUAAGCACACUCACUGUGAAGGAAUUGAAGCAGCUGGAGAAUAGACUUGAAAGAGGAAUCACUAGAAUUAGAUCUAAGAAACAUGAGAUGCUACUGGCUGAAAUUGAAUACUUUCAGAAAAGGGAGAUUGAGCUGGAAAAUGAAAAUCUUUGUCUUCGGACUAAGCAAAUGCAGAUAAAUGAUGUUGAGAGGCUUCCUCAAGUGAACAUGGUUUCUGGACAAGAGCUGAAUGCAAUCCAAGCAUUAGCAUCUCGUAAUUUUUUCAAUCCAAACAUGAUGGAAGAUGGUGAAACUUCCUACCAUCAAUCAGAUAAGAAGAUUCUUCAUCUUGGGUGAUGAAUAAUAAAUAAUAUUAGCAUUUGCUAUAUGACUACCUAUCCAAUUAGCUAUUAAUGCUCAUUAGCCCAAGUGACCAAUUAAGUCCUUAAAUUUUCUCCAAUUUAUAUUAUGGUUUUUUUUUGUGAGGGCAUAUUAUGGACUUUAUGUAUGUAUGUGUGUGUGUUAUUAUUAUGUCAAUGUAUGUUGUUAGAUCAAAUAAUAAUAAUAAACAAUUAUUAUAUAUGUAUGACAAUUGAGGGUGAGCUAGUAUUGAGUAUUGUGGAACCACUUUCAAGAAA